Molecule: messenger RNA, 2145 nt
Organism: Xylaria bambusicola
Lineage: Eukaryota; Fungi; Ascomycota; Sordariomycetes; Xylariales; Xylariaceae
Product: DNA glycosylase
Exons: 1
Coding region: 531-1949 (472 amino acids)
Biological process (GO): base-excision repair
Molecular function (GO): catalytic activity
Source: RefSeq, a predicted model, not a curated record
UGAAGUAUUCUUCAACCAAAAAACACGGCUUCCGAAUAGAAUAUCAUGAUCAUUAUCCUGCCAGUGAUGCAUGUCACUUGGUCCCCUUCCUCCCCCUGCACAUGUGGUUAGUAUAUAGUUAGAAGGUCAGCGCAUUGGGAGGUAAGUACAUGUAGGUACCUUAAGCAGAGAGCCCAGACGCCAGAACACCUCUAAGCUAAGUACUAUAAGUACCAGCUUAGGUAUCUACUUAGGUACACAUUAAGUACUCUAGGUACCUAAGCCUAGCAUACAAAACCCCUGACAUCACCACAUUCAAGCGAACCGCCGCCUGCGAUGAGGUACACAUCUCAUUUAAUUCCACGCCAUCUCACUGUCCCUCAGACUUGUCUGUCUUUGUCUUAUGCGUCAGUGGAUGGCUACAGAUUCCCAACAAUCAACUCAUCUUCGCUGUGAAUAUGGUUCAGUCCAUGCUACAUUUAUUGAACAUACUGCCUGUAAGAGUCACCGCGCGCACAUGAAUCUCCAGGCGUGGCAACUUGACCUCAGCUAUGGCCAAAGCUGCAAGCGAUAAUACGGUUCGUCGGCGCAGCGCAAGACACGCUACGGCCCAAGAGAUACCAGCGACAGAUGUUGACGAGAUCAAGACUGAGAGUGCUGGCCUGGGCGAUGAUGAGAAGAGAAACCCGGCAAAAGCCGGUGCUGGUGCUGCUAAGAGACGAAUGGCCACAAACUCGCUCUUAGCGGAACCUCGACGAAGCAAGAGAGUCAAAUCCGUCAAGGAAGUGCCCGAACAGAAUGGGGAAGUAAAAUUCAAAGACGGAAGCGAGGUAGAAAACGCAGGGAGAAAACGCAUCAAGCUUGAAGACGAGGACUCGUUGCCUAUAUCAUCGCCGCCGUUGCUGGCGCCAGUUAAAGAAGAGGUGGAUGACGACAGCGAUAAAGGUGACUAUAAUAGAGACGCCUCGGAUGGAAAGAAAACCAAAGCCAAGGGCAAAAGUAAAGCCAAAACAACAACAACGACGACGACGUCAACAUCAACAGCAGAAGCAGCAGCAGAUCUUCUCCAAUCCAAAAAGCUCAAAUCCUACUCCCAAUUCGCAGCAGUCAGCCAAUCGCCCUACCCAGACUUCCCCCACCCAACCGCGAGCGAGGCCAAGCUCGCGCACUCAAUCCUCUCCCGCCUCCACGGGGCCCGGGAGCGACCUGCCGGCGCCAUCGUAGCCCCGAAAUCACGUUCAGGAUGCGGGGACUCGUCCUCCGUUCUCGACGCCUUAGUCCGCACAAUACUAUCCCAAAACACGAGCAACAAGAACAGCUCGCGCGCCAAGUUAUCCAUGGACGCCGUCUACGGGUCGAGCGCAUCAUGGUCCGCCAUCGUGGCGGGCGGCCAAGAGAAGCUCGCGAAGACGAUCGAGAGCGGCGGUCUAGCCGUCGUGAAAUCCAAAGUCAUCAUCUCCAUCUUAUCCCAAGUAUACCAGAAAUACGGCACGUAUUCGCUCGACCAUUUGUUCUCCGCGUCAGACGAUGACGCGAUGCGCGAGAUGCUCUCUUUCAAGGGCGUCGGUCCAAAGACGGCAUCGUGCGUCUUGCUCUUCUGUCUGCGGCGCGAGAAUUUCGCCGUCGAUACACACGUCUAUCGUAUCACGGGUUUGUUGGGCUGGCGGCCUGGUGCUGCGACGCGGGACCAGACGCAUGCGCAUCUCGACGCUAGGAUCCCUGAUGAGGAUAAAUAUGGACUGCACGUUCUGCUUAUCAAGCACGGGAAGGAAUGCGCUGAGUGUAAAGCUGGAGGGAAGAAUUUGGGAAAAUGUGAGUUGCGGAAGGCUUUUAGGAAGCUGAAGAAGAAUAAGGGCGAGGAGGAUGGGUUGGUAGGAGAUGAUGAUGAUGAUGUGGUGAAAGAGGAAGAGGGAGAAGAAGGCCAAGGGGAGAAAAUUGAAGAAGAUCUCAAGGAUGAUGUGAAAGUGUAAGGAUUGGUCAUGAUGUGGUGGGUGACCUGUGUUAUGGGUGGACGGAUUACGAGUUCUUGACAUCCUUCUCUCCCAUAGCAUCGUUGUAAUAUCUUGUAACAUUAGUGUAACUGUACUCGACUCAGAGACGAAUGUAGCGUUUUAGCAUGUAACUAUAUAGCGCGACAAUGGUAUAAUCUGGUCUGUUAUAAAUACC